GAAAUCUUUACGCUCCGCAUCCUAAACUCCGAUCAAUUCUGUUCAAUUCCAGGAUUUCCGAACAGUCGAGAGCAUGGGAGGCCACGGUGGUCUGAAUAUUCUCCCGCAGAAGCGAUGGAACGUCUACAACUUUGACAAUCGCGAGAAAGUCCGGCUCGACGAGGAAGCUGCGGCUCGGGAAGAGCAACUCAAACGCGAGGAUGCUCAUAAGCGUGAUAUGGAAUUACGCCUCGAGAAGCUCAGGCAAGCGCGUGGAUUAGCAUCCGCCUCCACCAACGAAACCCCUAAAUCCUCUUCUUCCGAAUCGAGAUCCGAAACGAUACUUAAGAACGAUUCGAACCACGUGAAUUUGUUCGAAGGAAUUCGGAUAUUCGACCCGAUUGAAGAGAAAGAUGCAUCUAAAGACCAAAGGCCUGCCAAGAAGGUCAAAAAGGAACAGCCUCCGAGGGUUGUGACCGCAGAGGAUGAGAAGUAUAAACUAGGAUAUGGAUUUGUUGGGAAAGGAACUAAAUUGCCUUGGUACAUGGAAAAUCCGACCAACAAAUCUGCUAAAAAGAGCAAUCAUGAUGAAGAAAACAUCGUGAUGCCUGUUGAGAAGAAGAGCAAUGGCAAGAAGACAGUUGAGGAGUUGCGGAAAGAGCGGUUAGAGAGGGAGAAGCGAGAGAAACAUAGACAAAGAGCUCUGCUAAUGGAGAAGAGCCGCAAAGAUGGAGGGUUCUCUAAAAGAUGAUGAGAGGUUUUAUAGGAUGGUAAAUGCCAGCAAGCUCUCUCUGGUCAUGGUGAAGGAUAAUGGUGACCGUCACGUGUUUACCUGUUCACGUUGCCUGAAAACUUAGAGAUUGGUACGUUAACCAGUUAAGAGAUGAGAAGUUCAUAGUGCCAUUUUCGGUAAGACAAGCCAGAGUAUGCAGGUAGUAAUAGUCGAGCUAUUAAAAACUAUAUACUCUUUGAUUUUUGAUGAUGUUCCUUUGGCAUGCUGACUCUAAGACUAAUAUGCCCUCUACAUUGGCUGACUGCAAUCUAUGGUAUAUGUUGUUAAUUUGUAUCAAUCAGUCAAAGAGACAAGGAUGAGUUUGAGUUGAAUUGGAUAGCUUGACUAAAUUAGUUCCAUGAUUCUAUUAUGGAAUCUGCUUCUCGGAGUAUAUUUUUGAAGUAACUGUAUAAAAACAUUGCAGAUUUAUAUUCUUUAAUUUUUCGAGAGUUACACUAGAAAGGCUCUUGUUUUCAAUUUUUUUGGCCCCAAAAUAAUAGUUUACUUUGGCCAAAAGAGGAUGCAAUUUCUUGUAAUUUACUCAAUAAUAAUUUCAAAAUGAGUGAUAAACAAGUUACAAUAAGUGUACUUGAUCUUACAAAUAAAGUUUAAUUAUUUAACUAGGAUAUACUACGAAACGUACUAGUUUGAAAGGCUCGUUAGAAAAAGCUACAGAAGUACUGUAUCAGCCGUUAGGCAAUGUUGACACUAAUAAGAGUAUGAGGUUCAAGUUCUUUAUCUGAAGUUCCGGACAGCUCUGUUAAUGGCUGCUGGGGUUGCUCUUUCAUUCUAUAAUGGUUCUUCUACUGCUUUUCUUUUGUGUGAAGCUGCAAGAUGCGCAGAUCUAUUUGUGACUGUUUUCUCUGUUUGCUUUGUUCUUUUGUCUUGUUGAUUUCCCUUUUUGUUUUGACUUUCUCUUCUCUAUUUUCUCAUUCGGAUUUUUCUCGCGUAUGUUAUUUUGACUUUCUUUCUUCUUUUACCAUCAUUUUUUUGGUCAAUCUGUUGUUUGGUAAGAAACUUUUGCAUUUUGGACCAGACACAAUCCCUUCCCAUUUGCAUGUGAGUUUGUUACGUGAUAAGACUAAUCCAUAUAGACAUCAUAUGUAGAAGUCUCAAACACUUUCAGCAGCUAAAAUGUGUCUAAGAUGACGUUUAUCUGGGUGCAGACAGAGCCUAGGUUUCUGAUAAGCCUUGCUCACUCUAUUAAGCAUGUCAGAUGAAUUGGGAGCCAGUCACUGUUAGAUCAAACAACCUGAAACCAGAUGUGAAAGUAGAUCAUUCCCCAUUUGCUCAUUAAUCCACUUAAAAAUUGAGAUGAGGUAUAAAACACAGAGAUAGAACCUACACGAUGCAGAGUUGAGAGAAGCAACCGUAUGUCAGCUUCCUUGCCAGUUGACCAUAACCUUAUCUUUUCAUCUAGCACCUCCAUUUCCAUCUGCACUUUUUGAAAGCAAAAUUAUGUUCUCAGGGUUCUCAAAAUUUUCAUAUCACCUGUUGUUUCAAAAAUUCUUGCUUAGUUGCAAAGCCAUUUUAUAAUCCAAAAUACUACGUAUUAAAAUACAAACUAACAUGUACAUUUUCCGCUGUCCCCAUAUUAGAUUAAUCUUUUAGGAUGAAACUUCAUGUGUUAAUAUGCCAUUAGAUUAAUCGUUUAAAACAUUGAGUUCAAUGUAGAUUAUUGACAGAAAAACAAGAAUGCAAUAUUCAAGCUGGACGUUGUUUGAUGGCAAGAUUGCACAAAAUGUUGACCAGUGUAUACCAUAACAUUCCAACGCUAACACAAAAGAUGAAAUACUCAGUAGAGGGUCGAGAAUAUGGAAUCUUACAUUAGUCUCAAACUUCUGGCUUCCUUCUCCCUCUACACGCUUGUGGACUUCCUGUGCCUGCAGAAGUGGGUCAGGAAAGAUGAUGUGAAGAAAAGCCACAAUCUAAAAAACAAUGUGAACUAUGUACAAUUUUGAAGUGUUUCAAAAGGACAACUACUUGAGUUAUUUACCGCUGUUGCUUUUGUAAACUCAUUCUUAUCAUUUUGCUCAUCAGAAGACUGCAUUGUGAUCAGCAUGUCUGCAAAAUAUGAAUUAUCUGAUUGCUCUUUCUCAUCUGGAGCCACUUGUGAAAUAUUCUCAGAGCAGUGCUCAUGAAAUUUCUCUUUUGCCCAAGCAAUCGAGUUAUCCACACCAGUCUUUUCAUUAUUUACUUCUCUAAAUCUGC
Messenger RNA from Cuscuta europaea, 2962 nucleotides. The record is from the annotation of a GenBank genome assembly. Lineage: Eukaryota; Viridiplantae; Streptophyta; Magnoliopsida; Solanales; Convolvulaceae.